This is a messenger RNA of Drosophila obscura, 3927 nucleotides long. RefSeq names its product DNA-directed RNA polymerase I subunit RPA2 (gene RpI135). The record is from RefSeq and is a predicted model, not a curated record. The transcript has 4 exons. Bases 300 to 3680 code for a protein of 1126 amino acids. NCBI's taxonomy places the organism in Eukaryota, Metazoa, Arthropoda, Insecta, Diptera, Drosophilidae. Gene Ontology annotation, biological process: DNA-templated transcription. Gene Ontology annotation, cellular component: RNA polymerase I complex; nucleus. Gene Ontology annotation, molecular function: DNA binding; ribonucleoside binding; DNA-directed RNA polymerase activity.
CCAAGAAAAACCACCAACACAAGCAAAACUUAAUCGUUGUGUUAUUGCGUCUCGGUGCAAUCUCUGUCUUGCAGAGUUAAGCGUGCUGCGACUGAAUAAAAUAGUCCCAAAACAAUCAAUCUUUAUGUGCAAAUACAUACAUACAUAUUUGAAUCCCAUUGCCAACGAUUGUUCCCGAAUGAACCAAACCAGACUAGUUCGCUCGCUCACAGUUUAUCUCCGACCCAAACAACACGUGCAACGGUCUGCGCUUUGGGUUUUUAUUAUUUUUGAUUAAUAUUCUGAAAGAAACAAGCAAAAUGCUGGAGGAAAUGAAAACGAAUCCUGUGCUGACAAAUUCCCGGCCAGAAUUCAAAGCGAUACCCAAACAGCUGAACAAGCACUUGGCGAACCUUGGAGCCCCACAUGUGGACUCGUUCGAUGAGAUGCUGACAGUGGGUCUGGACUUUCUGGCCAAGCACAUGCCGCCCGUCCAGAUGCAGAGCCCGGCCGGAGAGCGCAUCUCGCUGAAGGUGGAGAACAUUUGGAUAUCAAAGCCACAGGUGCCGGCGGAUGUGAUUGACGUGCGAACACGUGAAAUUUAUCCCACAGACUCGCGCCAGCUGCACGCCUCCUACUCGGGCCAAUGCUCGGUGCGACUGGGAUGGAGUGUCAAUGGUCUGCAAAAGACGCCCAUCAACAUGGAUCUGGGCGAGGUGCCGGUGAUGCUGCGUUCAAAGGCCUGCAACCUGGGCAAGGGCUCGCCGGAGGAGAUGGUAAAGCACGGCGAACACGACACCGAGUGGGGUGGGAUCUUUGUGAUACGUGGAAACGAGAAGAUUGUCCGAAUGCUGGUGCUCGUCAGGCGGAAUCACCCCAUCUGCGUGAAGCGUUCAACCUGGAAGGAUCGUGGCCAGAACUUCAGUGAAUUGGGCAUAAUGGUGCAGACGGUGCGUGACGAUGAGAGCUCCUUCAGCAACGUUCUCCACUACCUCAACAAUGGCACGGCCCGCUUCAUGUUCUCGCACGUUAAGCGGCUGUCCUACGUCCCCGUUUGCCUCAUCCUCAAGUGCUUGAUGGACUACACGGACGAGGAGAUCUACAAGAGGCUGGUGCAGGGCUACGAGGACGAUCAGUACUACGUGUCCUCUGUCCAAACCAUGCUCAGGGAAGUCCAGAACGAAGGUGUCUUCACCCACGCCCAGUGCAGGUCCUUCAUUGGCACACUCUUCCGCUCCCGCUUCAACGUUGUGCCCGAGUGGCAGCCCGACGAGGACGUCACCGACUUUAUUCUGCGGGAACGCAUCUUGGUCCACCUGGACACCUACGAGGAGAAGUUCCAGCUGAUUGUGUUCAUGGUGCAGAAGCUCUUCCAGUGCGCCCAGGGCAAGCACAAGGUGGAGAACGUUGACUCGGCCAUGAUGCAGGAGGUGCUGCUCCCCGGGCAUCUGUACCAGAAGUAUCUGGGCGAGCGUAUCGAGAACUGGGUCUCCAUGGUGCGCCGCGUGCUCCAGAAGAAGCUCACCACGCCGGACAGCCUCCUCAGCAGCAGCAUUCUGACACAGUCCAUGCGCCAGGCUGGCGGCGUAGGCAAAUCCAUUGAAUCCUUCCUGGCCACCGGCAACAUAGCGAGCAACACGGGCCUCGGCCUCAUGCAGAACAGCGGCCUGGUCAUCAUGGCCGAGAACAUCAAUCGCAUGCGCUACAUGUCCCACUUCCGGGCCAUCCAUCGUGGCUCCUACUUCACCACGAUGCGCACCACAGAGGCCCGCCAACUGCUGCCCGAUGCCUGGGGCUUCAUCUGUCCCGUGCACACGCCCGAUGGAACGCCCUGCGGUCUGCUCAAUCACUUGACGCUGACCUGUGAGAUAUCCAAGCGACCAGAUCCCAAGCUGGUGCAGGCCAUUCCUACGAAGCUGAUAGAAAUGGGAAUGCUGCCGCUGUCUAACCAAAGGAAUCCCGAUGCCAAGCUGUACGUGGUGCUCCUGGAUGGCAAGCAUCUGGGCCACAUAUUCCAGUCCGAUGCCUGCAAGAUAGUCGAGGAUCUGCGCUACGAAAAGAUAACCGGCUCGGUGCCGCAGAUGAUGGAAAUUGGCUUUAUUCCGUACAAGAAGAACGGCCAGUUUCCCGGCCUCUAUCUGUCCACGGGUCCCGCACGCAUGAUGCGUCCCGUGUGGAACAUGAAGUGGAAACAAGUCGAGUAUAUCGGCACCCUGGAGCAGCUGUACAUGGAGAUAGCCAUCGACCCGAAGGAGAUCUAUCCCGACUUCACCACCCACCUGGAGCUGGCGAAGACGCACUUCAUGAGCAACCUGGCGAACCUCAUUCCCAUGCCGGACUACAACCAGUCGCCCCGUAACAUGUACCAGUGUCAGAUGGGCAAGCAGACGAUGGGCACGCCCUGCCUGAACUGGCCCAAGCAGGCGGCCAAUAAGCUGUACCGCCUGCAGACACCCGGCACGCCGCUCUUCCGGCCCGUGCACUACGACAACAUUCAGCUGGACGACUUUGCCAUGGGCACCAAUGCCAUUGUGGCGGUCAUCUCCUACACCGGCUACGACAUGGAGGAUGCCAUGAUCAUCAACAAGUGCGCCUACGAGCGGGGCUUUGCCUACGGCAGCAUCUACAAGUCCAAGUUCGUGCAGCUGCCGAAGAAGAGCAGCUACUUUGCCCGUCAUCCGCACAUGCCGGAGCUGGCCAAGUACCUGGACACGGACGGACUGCCGCAUCCCGGCGCCAAGCUCACCUUCGGCUGCCCCCUGUACUGUUACUUUGACGGCGAGGUGGCCACCUACAAGGUGGAGAAGAUGGACGAGAAGGAGGAAUGUUUUGUGGACAGCAUCCGGCAGUUGGGCAGCUUCGAGCUCGCGCCCAAGAAGAACGUGUGCAUUACGCUGAGGGUGCCACGUCCGGCCACAAUUGGCGACAAGUUUGCCUCGCGGGCUGGACAGAAGGGCAUCUGCUCGCAGAAGUAUCCCGCCGAGGAUCUGCCCUUCACGGAAUCGGGCAUGAUACCCGACAUUGUGUUCAAUCCCCACGGCUUCCCCUCCCGUAUGACAAUCGCCAUGAUGAUCGAGACGAUGGCCGGCAAGAGCGCGGCCGUCCAUGGCGACGUCUACGAUGCCACGCCCUUCCGCUUCUCGGAGAAGAACACGGCCAUCGAUUACUUUGGCAAGAUGCUGGAGAGCGGCGGCUACAACUACUAUGGCACGGAGCGCCUGUACUCGGGCGUGGACGGGCGCGAGAUGACGGCGGACAUCUUCUUUGGCGUGGUGCACUAUCAGCGGCUGCGGCACAUGGUCUUUGACAAGUGGCAAGUGCGCUCCACGGGCACCGUCGAGGCCCGAACCCAGCAGCCCAUCAAGGGACGCAAGCGAGGCGGUGGUGUGCGUUUCGGAGAGAUGGAGCGCGACGCUCUGAUAUCCCAUGGAGCCGCCUUCCUGCUGCAGGAUCGGCUCUUCCACAACUCGGACAAGACGCACACGCUGGUGUGCCACAAGUGCGGCUCCAUUCUGUCGCCACUGCAGCAAAUUGUGAAGCGGAAUGAGCGCGGGGGUCUGUCCUCCAAGCCGCAGACGUGUCGCCUGUGCGGGGACAGCAGUUCGGUGUCCAUGAUCGAAAUUCCCUUCUCCUUCAAGUUCCUGGUCACCGAGCUGAGUUCGGUGAACAUCAAUGCGAGAUUCAAGCUAAACAUGAUAUGAGACGCGCGCCCAACAUAUUGUUACAGCUAGACUUUAGAUCAUAUGUAUCCCGUUUUUAAUACGUAAUACUUAUCUCCCCCAUUAAAGUUGACAAGAAAUCAACCAAUCAAAAGUUGUUUGCUGAUUAACUAAUUAUUCGGAUAUUAAAUCUGCUCUAAAUGGAUCGUAUUUAAUGCUCAAAAUUUGUGGGGAUUUCUAGGGGUCUAUUGCAAAAAUAUGAACAAUCCAUUUUAGAUAAUGUCAGAUA